This is a messenger RNA of Gymnodraco acuticeps, 3659 nucleotides long. RefSeq names its product laminin subunit beta-3. Gene Ontology annotation, biological process: cell migration; basement membrane assembly; substrate adhesion-dependent cell spreading. The coding region runs from base 174 to 3647 and encodes 1157 amino acids. Lineage: Eukaryota; Metazoa; Chordata; Actinopteri; Perciformes; Bathydraconidae. Gene Ontology annotation, molecular function: extracellular matrix structural constituent. The transcript has 23 exons. Gene Ontology annotation, cellular component: laminin trimer. The record is from RefSeq and is a predicted model, not a curated record.
CAUGGAGUGAAGGGAGUGGAGGGGAAGGGUGUGACUCUUACACACAAUGUGUCAUAGCGCCCAGGUGAGACCGUGUUUAUAACGCAGCAGCUUGGCAGCAACACAGUUAUAUAGAGCAGAUAACAGAGCUGAUAGCACACACACUGCAGACUUUUUCAUAGGACGAACAAAACAUGAGACUACUUUUACUUUUAGCUGCCAUAGCUGCAGUAUCACAGGCCCAGACUGACUGCUCUCAAGGGGCUUGUUACCCCCCCAGCAAUGACCUCCUGCUGGGCCGGUCUCACCAGCUCCAUGCCUCCUCCACCUGCGGCCUGACGGGCUCCGAGGUGUACUGCACCCCAUACGAACAGAGGAGGAUGAAGUGUUGUCCAUGUGACUCCACCAACCCAAACGCUCGGCUGGCCCACACGGUCCGGGACGUCCUGUCCACCGCCGGACCGCAGAGAUGGUGGCAGUCCAAGAAAGAGGUGACCCCGGUGACCCUCCAGUUGGACCUGGGCAAUCUGUUCCAGCUGGACAACCUGCAGCUCAGCUUUAAGAGUCCUCGUCCCAAUGCCUUAGUUAUAGAGAGGACUCUGGAUGACGGCAAGGGGUGGCAGCCCGCCCUGUACCUGGCUACAGACUGUGCAAAAUCUUUUCCUGGCAUCCCCACAGCAACUCCUCUGACUCUGGAACACACAUACUGCUACACACUGCCCCCUACUGGAGCAAGCCCAUACCAAGAUCACACCAUCCAAUACAGUCCUUUGCGUCAGUAUGCCUAUGUUCCAGCUUCCAAAAGCCAAAAGAUUGAAGAUGUGUCGGGGGUGACGGGGCUGAGGGUGAGGCUCACAGAGCUGGGCGAUGUCCCCCGGGUGCCAGGCAGAGCGCUCAGCAGGUUCUACGCCCUGAAGGAGAUGAAGGUGGUGGGCAGAUGCAUGUGCCACGGACACGCCAACCGGUGCCUGCCAGAGGCCUACAGCAGCCCGCAGGCCAGCGGCAUACAGGUGAAUCCUCAGUGUGACUGCCAGCAUCACACAGCAGGUGUGAACUGUGAGCGCUGUGAUGACCUCUACAACGACCGUCCCUGGAGCCCUGCAGAGGAGGGGGACACACACGCCUGCCAACGCUGUGAAUGUAACAACCACGCUCAGCGCUGCCGUUUCAACCAGGCGGUGUACGAGGCCAGCGGGUGGAAGAGUGGAGGUGUGUGUGAGGGAUGUCUGCACCACACCACAGGGCCAAAGUGUGACCAGUGUGCCCCAGGCUACCAGCCCAACCCCCACAGCCACAUGGACCGCCCUGAUGCCUGCCUACGCUGUGUGUGCAGUGCUGAGGGGACGGUGAACGGGGGCCGGUGUGACGACAGCACAGGUCUGUGUCAGUGUAAGGUGAAUGUUGAAGGGCCCCGAUGUGACCGCUGUAGGAGAGGCUACUACGGACUGAGCACCUCCAACCCUCUGGGCUGCUCCAAGUGUUCCUGCUCUGUGGACGGCUCUCUGACAGAGGUGUGUGACCCGAUCACCGGCCAGUGUCCGUGUCGUCCUCACUUCCACGGCCUGACCUGUGAAGUGUGUUCUAAAGGUUACUGGAAACCCUCUCUGUCAGGACGCUGCACCCCCUGCAACUGUGACCCCACCAGGUCCUACAGCGACACAUGUGACCAGGUGACCGGUCAGUGUCAGUGCAGACCGGGCUUUGGAGGCCGAGGAUGCACCGAGUGCCCCGACAACACGUACGGAGACGCUCUCAUCGGCUGCAAGCCGUGUCGGUGUGAUGCUGAAGGAACACUUCCAGAAGUUUGUGAUAAGCAGACCGGAGUGUGUCUGUGCCGGCCGGGCGUCACGGGGCCCCGCUGCGACUCCUGCAGUCGGGGACACUGCGACUCCUUCCCGGGCUGCACCACAUGUCCCUCCUGCUUCUUCACGCUGGACGCCCAGAGACAGAACCUGAGCUCAGCCCUGGGGAGACUCUCCCCCAGCAUCCCUACCCGUCCUGGAGGUUCUGGUGAUCUUGGAAACUUUGGACCUCGCAUCCGGGUCCUGGAGAACAGCCUGAACCUGAUCCGGGGAUCCAUCUUUCUUCCACUCAAUACCACCACACAGAUCGAUGAAGCUCUGUCCAAACUGGACAAGCUCAGGGACCAGGUGGACAAGGUCAACAAUGAGCUGUCACCCAAGGAAAGAACUCCUGGUCUGGGCUCAGAGCUGGACAAACUGCAGGCUCUGCUGGACAGUCUCACUCUGCAGUACAAAGCCAAGAAAGAUGCAAAGGACAACUCCGUCACUCAAAACAAUUCCGGAGCUUUUUCUACCAUCAAGAACGCCUACAACGAGUCUACCGAUGCAGCUAAGAAAGUGGAUGACAGCAAAACCCCAGUAAAGGAAUCAGCUGAUCUCAGAAAAGAGACGAAUGACAUUCGCGACCAAAUACAGCCCGCCAACACCGGAGACAUAGCCUCCCGACCGGACCUCACUCCUGCUGCCAGACAGGUAUGUGGCAGUGUCCGCUCAGAGCCCUGCACCCCUCUGAAGUGUGAGGGUGAAGACUUGUGUCCUCCGGAGGGAACCCCACCUUGUAAAAAGGGCGAAAAGUGUGUGGGCGCCCUGCCGCUCAGCAAGAGGGCCGACGCUGAUGUGAAGGAUGUGAAGGAGCGACUGGACCGGCUCUCUGGGAAGAUCACCGACGCUGCAGAGAAGCUCCAGGAUGCACAGGAAAACACCAAUCAGGUGAGACUGACUGCAGAGAAGCUGUCCAAUAAGAUGAAGCAGGCCAGAGAAGAUCUAGAAGACGACUUGAAGGAGACACGUGACGUUGUGAAAGAUCUCAAGGAUUUCCUAUCAGACCCUUCCUCCAACCUGACCCACAUCCAGGAGGUGAGCGACUGGAUCCUGAAAGCCAAAUUACCUCUCAACCUGGAGGCUCUGAAGAGGAAGCUCAAGGAGCUGAAGGACCUGGCCGCCAACCUGCCUGACAGCACGGCCGUGCUGAAGGAGGCGGAGCCACAGCUGGAGACAGCCAGGAAACUGCUGCAGGAAGCCAAGGACGCCAGGGAUACGGCACUAGGAGUAAAGGACGGUGUGGAUAAUUUGCUAGGAGGCAUCGUCUCGGAGGAGGGCUCCCUCGCUGACCUGGAUGUCAAACUGCAGAACAGCAUGGAUCUCAUAGAGAACCUGAGCGACAACCUUAACAAGACCAAAGAGCAGCUGAUCCCGGCGGAGAAGACUCUGGAUGAUGUGUCAAAACUGAUAAAGCCGAUGCAGCCUCAGCUGGACGAGCUUAAAGAGCUGCUGAAGAACGGAGGCCAGCUGGCUGAGGAUGCACAGGAAGACGCAGAAAAGGCUCAAGAUGAGGCAGAUGCUGCUGAAGAGGACCUGGUGCUUUUGGAGGAGAAGCUGCAGCAGCUGAAGGACAAGGCUGCGGCCAAGGGCCCGGAGGGGGGGGCGGGGCCCCUGGGGGACAGGCUGGCCAAGUUAAAGCAGGACGCUGGAGAUCUGGCCAACACCACCGACACCAUGACCGAGGCUCUGGAAGGUAAAGCCGAGUCCCUCAGGUUGCUGCAGGACGAGAUCCUACAGAAGUCCUCAAAGCUUGAAGGGCUGGAUGUCAAGCUUAAAGAUCUUUUGGAAAAGCUUCGUCUGAAAUCUGCCAUCUGCCAUGGCUGAGAGGCCCCCCCC